UGGCGUAGCCGGCGCCUGGCUUCUGGUCGCGUUGCCCGUGAGUAUCCUGCUUCCGCGCUAGCCUUGCGGCCAUCUUGAGCUCCGCUUCCACUUUCGGCGCCUGUCGGCCCAACCCUUCCGGGGUCGCGCCGUCAGGGGCUUUUCAACCGCCCGUCUCUUCCGGAAAGUCGCCGCCGCCGCCGCCGCCGCCGCGGGAGGACGCCCCUCUAUGGUGGCGAGGCCCGAGGCGAACUAGGACGCCUCCUUCCCGCCAGGAUGGAUGUGACCCCUGCCGCCGCGGCCCGCGCGCGCUGUUCGGGACUGUGGUCUGCCGCCCGCUGCCCAAGCCGCUUCCCUCUGCGGCGCCUCUGCUGGUCGUGGUGUCGGCCCGGGACCCCGUUUCCGCAGCUUGGCCAGGCCGAAACUGUUUAGGCCUCUCCGAAUCCCUCCCAGCCGCCGAGCUCCGCGAGCCUCGCCGUGAGACGGCCCAGAAGAGAGGACAUGGAGCCGGGAGCAGACGGAUCGCGGAAACGGUCAGCCUUUCUGGCGGGCUUCGGCUUCCAGCUGCCCUUCUUCCGUCGGCGCUCGCAACCGGUCUCUUCCAAGUUCCCCACAGCGCCAGUCCUGGAACAUCCUGCCGACCCAAAACUGAUUUCUCCCCAGUCCGAAACUCGAACCGGCUACUGGAUGAGGCUGCUUUUCCAGCUCUUUGCACCACUCCCCAGCUUGCUUCAGAAGCUGCUGAUUUGGAGCCAGCUUUUCGGGGGGAUGAUCCCGACCAGAUGGCUAGAUUUCGCUGGAGGCUACAGCGCCCUAAGAGCCCUUCGGGCAAGGGAGGAGCCAGCCGCCCCCAAGGUGCAGAAAUCCUUGAGUUCUCUGGCACUGGACCCCUCGGACGGCUCGGCUGCCUGCCCCCUUGAUUGGCUGGAGGAGGGGAUCCACUGGCAGUGCUCGCCCAGCGAUCUCGAAUUGCAGCCGAAAGCCAAGGGAAGAGCUUUGGACUCUGCUGCACAGGCUUUUCUCCUGGAGCGGCAGCUGUGGGGGAUGGAACUAUUGCCCAGUAGCCUUCAAGCACGUCUGUUCUCUGACCAAGAACUUGGCUCUUCGCCUUCCGGGCCUCUAAACAUUCAGCGCUUAAGCAAUUUCAGCGUAGUCUCCUAUUUGCUGAGCCCUUCCUAUCUCGACUGCCUGCCCGGGGCAGAGCUCAGCUAUCAGAACAGCUUGGCAGGCGGUGAGCUAGUUGACUUCCAGGCGCUCAGCGCGGAGAGCAGCUGCUUGACUGAGGCUUAUUCUCAUCCCCAGCCUCUAAAUGCAGAAAUCACUGGAGCCUCAUGGCAGGGAUGCCCACCACUCUCUAGAGAAGGCCUGCCGGAAAUCCACCAUCUUCGCAUGAAACGACUGGAAUUCCUUCAGCAGGCUAGCAAAGUGCAAGCGUUACCCACCCCUGACCAAGAUCAUGGCUACCACAGCCUGGAGGAGGAACACAACCUUCUCCGCCUGGACCUGAAACAUGGGGGAGAGAGCUCGACAGGGUUUGUUACUCCUUCUGGAGCCCUUCCCAGAACCACCCAGGAACCCACCGAGGAGAAAAUAGAAUUGUUGACCAAAGAGGUUCCACCUGCUUUGGGAAAACAGGACCUUUCGGAUAACUGUCUUUCUUGUGAGAUACCUAUGGCCAGAGAGCCCACUGAUGAAGACCAAGUAAGUGUAGCUGACUCAGACCUAGAAGAGGACCUCCCCAUUUCGGCCAGGCCAGCAUGCAGUAACAAGUUGAUUGAUUACAUUUUGGGGGGUGCAUCCAGUGACUUGGACACAAGUUCUGAUUCAGAGGGUGAAGACUGGGAUGAGGAAGCUGAGGAUGAUGGCUUUGAUAGUGACAGCUCACUCUCAGAAUCAGACCUUGAACAAGAUUCUGAAGGGCUUCACCUUUGGAACUCUUUCUACAGUGUAGAUCCUUAUAAUCCCCAGAACUUUACAGCAACAAUCCAGACUGCUGCCAGAAUUGUCCCUGGACACCCUUGUGACUCAGAGAAUUUAUUUGACAAAUCUGAUGCAGAGAAUUCUCCUCUGACUGGACGCCUUCCCCAGUGCCCUAGCCCCAAUUCUGGGGAAGAAGAUGACUGGGACUCCAGUGCAGAUGAAGCAGAGAGUCUCAGACUGUGGAACUCUUUCUGUAACUCCGAUGACCCCUACAACCUUUUAAAUUUUAAGGCUCCUUUUCAGACAUCCGGGAACAAGCGGAAAGGCUGUGGUGUCUCAGAGAGGUCGUCUGAGUCCACUGUGGCCAUUUCUGAGUGUCACACUGUACAUUCCUGUAAGGUUCAGCUAUUAGGGAGCCACGAAGGUGAAAGUUCGGACUUGGUACAGGGUGGGGUUCUUUCUGGAGAAAGACACGUGCAUAUCAAGAGAAAAAAGGUAACCUUCCUUGAGGAAGUCACUGAGUAUUAUAUAAGUGGUGAUGAGGAUCGCAAAGGACCAUGGGAAGAAUUUGCACGGGAUGGAUGCAGGUUCCAAAAACGAAUUCAAGAGACAGAAGAUGCUAUUGGAUAUUGCUUGACAUUUGAGCACAGAGAAAGAAUAUUUAAUAGACUCCAGGAAACAUGCUGCGCAGGACUUAAUGUUUUCAAGCCGUGUUAAAGGUGACGGGACAGCCUCCGGCCUUGAGGCGCUACCUCUUACUUGAGAGGUUUCUUUUACAAACAAAAGUUGGCAGCUGUCCUUUGAUUAUUUUAGAGACUAUGCAACUUGGAUGCAUGGCCUAGUUUGUUUAUGUUUUUUGCAACAGUCCCAUCCAGAAAUAUCCAGGUUUGCAGCCAGGUCCUGAUAAUGGCCUUUAUUUAUGGGAUAUGUUUUUGAAUGCCAUUUAGUUCAUAAGGUGAAAAGUGGACUUUCUAGGUGUAAUUUUGCACUUUCAAAAUUUAUUUUCUUGGGGAACAAUAUUUAUGGGGUUCAAAGCCCAUUUUCAUUUCUAAUUUAUGGGUCCCUGAGUAGACGCUGGACUCGUGUCCUCAUGCCCUCUCCGCAACCUGCAAUUAAUGGACUUUUAUGCUCUUUCUAUUUUUUUCCCCAUCUCAGUAAUUUAUUAGGCACUUCUAUCCUAAGGCUCAGAAAAUCACCUUGUAUAUGUCACCAGCCUACAUCCAUUAUCUUGUGUCACUUUUUUUCCCUCCUCAAAAUGACUGAUUAAAACUGUGUGGUGGGUUUUUAUUGCUUGAUUGAAGUUCUACCUAAGAUAGUUACAAAGACUGCCACAAAACCUGCGUGUGCAGUAUGCUGCUACGGGGAAGGCUGCAUCUUUCUGCCAAAUAGCAUCUAAUAUAUAUUUAAUUUCUACACAAACUGUCCUUUGGUGAGGAAUCUUGUGUGUUGUAGUUUCUGGUUGAAUGGUUCUUUGUAUCUCAACAGGUAGAAAUGGUUGUAAAAGACCCCAGCAAGUAAUAAUUGCAUUGUAGGCUUUUAUUUAUUUAUUUUUAGUUUAAAGGCCUAGAAUUUACCUAAGAAAAGGUAGGCGACAUCUUAGAGUGAUUUGCUUUUGUUAUAUAUACUCUUAAUAUAGAAAACCAGUGUUAUUAAUGUGAUGCCUCAGCACUGUCACUUUCAAAAACCUGUCAGGGUGACACUGUUAGCUUGGAAAACAACAGUUCUGAAUUUUCCAGUUUGAAAUGUAGAAUAAUAGACUUCAGUCACUAUGUCCAAGUUUAUUGUGUGCUGUCUCGAGGAGAGAGGUUCUGACAGGUCUGCAUGCCCGGGAAGCAUUAGAGCGGUAGAUGUAGCAGCUACAAGGUCUUAAUAGCUUUAGCCCCAAAUUUUAUUUGAAGUUUUUGCAGUGACUGGUUGUGCUUGGCUUAUUUAAUUUGUUAGGUUUAUUUAAUUCCGUGCAUCUGUUAGGUCGAGGGAAUGUUAACCCGCCCUGUAAAAGUCCUGUCCUACUCUACUCCACGUGCCUCCUGCCUCAAGCAAUGAAAAGCAGGAGAAGAGAUAACCUCUUAAUUUUGAACUUGCUUCAUUGUGGGAACUAAUUCGUCAUCAGAAGUGCUUGUAGACGUACUACCUCAGUUUUAAUCUACCUGGUCAUUUUAUUUCUGUCUGGUUUGCUCUAAGAACUGCCUCCAGUGUUCCAUGUACUCACCUAAACACAGAGUGCAGCAUCAUAAAAGCUGGUCCGGUGUUUGCAGAGUCCUUAUUCAGUGCAUUUGUGCAUCACCUUAGGUCCUCAGAGAUGCAUUUAGUCUUGGUAGAACACCAUGGAAACAGGAGUUUUAAGCACCAGCUAUGUCAAUUGAAAGAAGGUAUUGUGGCCUUGAAAAGAUCAUUUUGAACAUUCUCUUCAAGGAGCCUCAUGCACGCAUAUUAUUUCGGAGAUUUAGGUUGUGUUUUGAAACCUAGGACCUGCAAAUUUGAAAAUGAUGGGAUAGCUUUACACUCACUGGGUUUUGGAAACUAGUUUCUGAGGAUUCCAGCCUCACUCCCAAAUGAAUAAAUGCUAGGUCAAGAAUUCCCCCACUUCCUGGUCUCCUUUAAAAGAAGUGGUCAGCCAGGCGAUAAGGACAGAAGGGACCAUUUUAAAGUUGGACUGGAGGAGAAAAGCAAAACUCUUAGAAAUGUCAUCCCCAAUUUAGUUUUUAGAGCAAACUUAAAGCCCCCACAAUCAAAAAGAAAAUCCUUGGACGUCUCAUUGAACACUUCACGCGUUCAGAGUCUUGCAGCGGUGCUCGGUAUCCUUGUAGCACGUGAACGCCUCGUUAGACAGGUAAGAUUUCCUUUUCUGAGUGUUGAAAUAUAACACCUCUUCAUCUUUAACUUGAAAUCAAAACUAUCAGAUUUUAUUUUUUUAUAAUUUAAGGAAGGUGAAGUUAGGAACUAGAAGAUUCUCAGUUGGCUUCUACAGAUCCAAUGAUUUACAUGUAACCAAUUUGUUGGAAUUUUAUAGUUAAAAUUAUAUUUGUGUAUAUAACUUAACUAAUCUGUAAGUUGUAAUAAAUAUAUUUGCA
Messenger RNA from Condylura cristata (star-nosed mole), 4970 nucleotides. It is a transcript of the gene PPP1R15B, whose product is annotated as protein phosphatase 1, regulatory subunit 15B. Gene Ontology annotation, biological process: response to endoplasmic reticulum stress. The record is from RefSeq and is a predicted model, not a curated record. Bases 481 to 2616 code for a protein of 711 amino acids. The transcript is spliced from 2 exons. NCBI's taxonomy places the organism in Eukaryota, Metazoa, Chordata, Mammalia, Eulipotyphla, Talpidae. Gene Ontology annotation, molecular function: protein phosphatase regulator activity. Gene Ontology annotation, cellular component: endoplasmic reticulum; protein phosphatase type 1 complex.